Molecule: messenger RNA, 7206 nt
Organism: Dreissena polymorpha
Lineage: Eukaryota; Metazoa; Mollusca; Bivalvia; Myida; Dreissenidae
Exons: 4
Coding region: 400-1749 (449 amino acids)
Source: RefSeq, a predicted model, not a curated record
ACAUGACAGAUGUCUAGUUUAUGCAGCACAGCCUUGACUUUGCGUACAAGAUAACAACAAACGAUGUAUUUGGAAGCAUUGUGCAACUUUGAAUGGGACACGUGUAGUGUUUUGUAGUGGUUGGCAAAUGUCGAGAUCUCCAGUGGUUUAAGUCAUUGGUGUCAGUUGGACAUUUGGUAUAAUCAGAGACGUAGAUAUCUACGUCUCUGGUAUAAUUUUGAUGUUUUAGUUGCCUCAAAUUGAUAACAAAUUAACAAUUAGUGAAUUACAAUGUACAUGUCAUUUUGCAAGCAUCAGUAUUUUAAGGGUUAAAUUAAACAUGACUCAUUUAACGUAGACAUAUGUUUAAUAUGAUGAUAAUUGACACAUUACCAUAACGAAAAUAGCACAGAAAUUCGGAUGGAGUUUCAAAACGUUUGUACAUGGCUGGUGGCAAUAAUUGCAACAUGUGCUUCGAGUGUGACAGUCCAGGUAGACACGGCUGUCAAGCGCCAACCUCCCGGACUAAAGUCACCAAUGAAGGUAUGGUGGGCCAAGGAGUUAACGCCAGAUUUCCAUAUUGCUGGUCGCUUGACUGAACGGCAGAUCAAAUAUGCAUCAGAGGCUGGCUUCAGAAGUAUUCUCUCGUUGUUCAUGUAUGAGACCAAUGACGGUGGCAAUUUUGGUGGAGAAUAUUUGCCAACUACUGCCGAAGCCUGGGCUACAGCGCAUAUGGCAGGUUUACAAUAUGUCGCGCUCAUUGGCGGAAAUGAUGACUGGACCAGCAUUGACACUAUUCAAAGAUUUCAUGAUGUAUUACCGGCUUUGAGAAAGCCAAUAUUGUUACAUUGUGACCGCGGAUAUACAAUCACAUUUGUAACGUUAAUGCAUAUGGCAAACCAGACCAGACACAAUUCCAGUUUUGAACCGAAGAUUUACAGCCAUAAUUUUUAUAAAAUUACGGCAGCUAUGGGUCUGGAUUUUACUCACGAUGACAUGAAAGAAGUUGUUGCUAACGUAACUGGUGAACCCGUGGUAGAGAAACCACCAAAACAUAAUUGUGAACCUGAAGAAUGGCGGGACUUCUGGUUAGCACAUCCGAUUUCCAAGAAUUGGUAUAUGGGAGGCCAAGUACGAAAAUGUGAUGUGAAAAUUCUAGAGCAGACUGGAUUUAAAGCAAUUAUAAAUAUGAGAUUGGGUGUAACCCAUAAUGGCCAACCUUCCCAAGAACCAACAGCAUUACUAAACGUCAAAGACGAGCCAACUACAUACGGCAAUAGCACAACACCACCUAGGCAGGAUCUUAAAACCUUAGAAACUAACAAAAUCAAUGAACACCAUUCAUCAGACUACAUUAGCAAAAAAUCCCGUAUUAAUUAUGAAACUGAAAACCCGCUUGAGUUUGGAGAUGAUAUCGGAUAUAAUGAAGAUGCUGAGGAAGAGGUUGUCCUGAAAACUUCACUAAAAUACUACCACAUUCCAAUACCUCCAAACAGCACAUUCACUGCAUCAAUGUUCAGCCAGAUACGUGACACACUCAUUCAAGCGGGACAGCUCGGACCUGUUAUGCUUCAUUGCUCAGAUGGGCGUAGAGUUGCGUACUUUGGUGUGCUGGCAGCCGCUAUACACGAGGGGCAUGACCUCAACUGGGCUCUCAAGAGGGUCCAGGAACUGGGCUUUGAAGUGAGCCCUGACGUGCAGCCAGACGUGUAUAAGAUGUACUGCGAAUCCUUUGAGCAGUCACACAGCUUUAAGAACGAGGAGUUAUAACAGGAAAUCUACUUUUAAAUGCUGCUUAACCCUUGACCCCUUAGAUACGUAUUUUUACGCAUUUGUAGUCCCUUAGAAAGUUAAAUAUAACUUAAGACCUUACUUCCAAGAUUCAAGUUAAAGGCAUCAUUUCCAACCCAUAGAUACUGAUGAGGAGCAAACAGCAUAAAACCUGAAUAGAGUGCGAGUUACUCGCAGGAUGUUCUGGUUUUAUGCUGUUUGCACAUGGCCAUUUUCACUUAGCUUCUGAGAGGGAAAGGGUUAAGUGGUGUUGUUAGCGUCUGAAUUUUUAUUAUGGUAUUUUAAUGUUAGCAUAUAAUGAUUAUAAACCAGUAUUUUAAUGUUACUUUGUUAUGUCUGCAUACAGUAAUACAAGUUGUUAAAAGGCAUUUUAAAAAGUGCAUUUCAAGUUUUAGUGCUUUUACUGUUUCUAGUUGUUUGAUACGCCCUUUUAAAAAAUGGAGCAUCUAAUGCAGGCCUUUGCCCAGAGUUUUGUUCGGGCAAAGCAGCAGGGCUUUACUAUAUUAACAGUUAUUAUAUGUUAAUGUUAUUUGUAUUUAUUUAGCUUGUGCUUUGAAGACAGUAGUCUUUUUAGCUCACCUGAGCACAACGUGUUCGAGUUUUCGAAAAAUGGUUCUUGUUCGGUGAAAAACAUGGCUGCCAGGGGACUUGGCAGAUUUCCUUAUAUGGCUAUACUGAAACCUUGUUUACACUCUCGAAGUUAAAUGUAUCUUCCAAUUUUCAUGAAACUUGGUCAGAAAAUUUGUUCUUAUGAUAUCUGGGCCAAGUUCAAAAAUGGUUUGGGUUUCUUGAAAACAUGGGCCCCAGGGGGGCUGUUCAGUUUUCCAGUUUUCUUUAUAUGGAUUUUGUAAAACCUUGUUAAUGCUCCAAUGGCCACAUUUAUUGGCCAAUCUUCAUUAAACUUGAUCAGAACAUGUGUCCUAAAUAUCGGCCGAGUUUGAAACUGGGUCAUUUGAUCACCAAAAUAGGUCACUAGGUAAAAUUACAAAGUAUGUUUGUACUCAUGAAGUCACUUUCUUUGCCGCUUAUGAAUGUCUUUCAGAAUAUUUUUUUGUAACCAUAUCUCAGGAGAGUUAAAAAAUAUCAAUAAGCCUACAAAUUAAAUAUGUAUGUUUUCCUAAAGUACUUUCAUUAUUUUGAAGGAUUAUUUAUGUUUUUCAGAAUAGUUUAGUUCCUCUUGUUUAUUGAUAUAUUAAUUGUUGUUGCAUAAAACCAAAUGUGCCAUAACCGAACGUUAUUCAUUAUUUGAAUUGUUCAAAAUACACACUAAUCAAAGUCUUUUUAGCUCAACUGAUUGCUCAGGUGAGCUUUUGUGACCGGUCUUUGUCCGUCCUAUGUCUGUCCGUCCGUCCGUAAACAUUUGCUCGUAAACACUCUAGAGGCCACAUUUCUUGUCCCAUCUUCAUGAAACUUGGUCAGAAGCUUUGUCUCAAUAAAAUCUCGGCUGAGUUCGAAACUUGGUUCAAUUGAUGUCUCGGACGAGUUCGAAAAUGGUCGAGAUCAGUGAAAAAACAUGGCCGCCAGUGGGGCAUUUUUCUCUAUAUGUAUAUAGUGGCAGUUUUCCCUAUUUGGCUAUAGAGAAACCUUGUAAACACUCUAGAAGUCACAAUUUUUGCCCAAUCAUCAUGAAAGUUGGUCAAAACAUUGGUUUUAUUGAUAUCUCGGACGAGUUUGAAAAUGGUCGGGAUCAGUGAAAAAACAUGGCCUCCAGUGGGGGGGGGGGCAUUUUUCUCUAUAUGUAUAUAGUGAAAACAUGUAACCCUAUUAACCCCUAUUGAUUUUCAGGUCACUAGGUCAAAGGUCAAGGUCACGAUGACCAAAAGCAGUAAAAUGGUUUCCGGAUGAUAACUAAAGAACGCAUAUGCCUAGGAUCAUGAAACUUCAAAGGUACAUUGAUCAUGACUUGUAGAUGACCCCUAUUGAUUUUCAGGUCACUAGGUCAAAGGUCAAGGUCACGGUGACCCGAAAUAGUAAAAUGGUUUCCAGAUGAUAACUCAAGAACGCUUAUGCCUAGGAUCAUGAAACGUCAUAUGUACAUUGAUCAUGACUCCAAUAUGACCCCUAUUGAUUUUCAGGUCACUAGGUCAAAGGUCAAGGUCACGUUGAUCCGAAAUAGUAAAAUGGUUUCCAGAUGAUAACUCAAGAACGCUUAUGCCUAGGAUCAUGAAACUUCAUAGGUACAAUGAUCAUGACUCGCAGAUGACCCCUAAUGAUUUUCAGGUCACUAGGUCAAAGGUCACUGUGACCUGAAAUAGUAAAAUGGUUUCUGGAUGAUAACUCAAGAACGCUUAUGCCUAGGUUCAUGAAACUUCAUAGGUAUAUUGAUCAUGACUCGCAGAUGACCCCUAUUGAUUAUCAGGUCACUAGGCCAAGGUCACAGUGCCAAAAAACGUAUUCACACAAUGGCUGUCAAGGUCACGGUUACUCAACUUAGAAAAAUGGUUUCCGGAUGAUAACUCAAGAAUGCUUACGUCUAGGAUCAUGAAACUUCAUAGGUACAUUGAUCAUGACUGGCAGAUGAAAUAAUGAUGAAACUUGACCAGGAUGUUUGUCUGGACAAUAUCUAGGUCAAGUUUGACUUUUGGUAAAGAUUAAAUGAACUGACUCCUCUCAGGUGAGCGAACUAGGGCCAUCUUUGCCCUCUUGUUAAAUAUAUUUACUAUACUAUUUUGAUAUGUUUAACUGUUAUGUAAUGCAAUACAAAUGUCUAUUUAUGUCUGGAAAGUCAACAGAAAACAACAUAAUACAUUUAUGUAAAAAGAAAGUUUUCCCUUUACCUUUAUUUAAUCAAUUAACAUUUAAAAUUCAUAUAAUUUAUUUGUUCAACAUUAUGUACUUUGAUGUUUAUUGAUUUCACUAACUUUUUUACUUAACUGAAAGUUGCAACAAAGAAUUCAAUUUGAGCAUUUGUCUAAAAAGAAUUUUUAUAAUUAUAAAUAUUUAAUGUGCUUCUUAAUCAAAUUAGGAAAUAACAUUCAAUAUGCAAGAUUUUUUUUAAUUUAUACACCUGAAACAUCUUCUAUGCAUGGGAUGUUUAGUUAUGUUUGAAUUUAAUGUAAAAUAAUGUUAAGUUAUGGUAGAUAUACCAAGCAUCUCAAUAGUAUACUGUGAUCCAUUUUCAAAUUGUUAGUAGUGCUGGAUUGGUCAUUGACGGCUUUGGUACUACUUAAAUGUACCCCAGGUAAUAUUUAGAAUACUUAAAUGUACCCCAGGUACAGAAAAUAUUCUGGGCUAAUUUAGACUGUACCUGAAAUUUGUAUUCCCGCCCCAAAUCGUAAAAUGCUCUACGGAAUAUGAAACAAACUUCUCAUUGCCUCCACAUACUUUUUUAGUAAGAUUUUUUAGGUAAUAUAGAGGCCAUUUUACAAAAUAAGGACAUAAAUAUGAACAUUAUUUAUUUGAAAAAAAAUCCUGGGUAGGUUUCAGUAUAUACUUCGAACCUGUUGUACAUUUAAGUAUAUUUAAGAGUACCCAGGGACCAUUUAAGAAGCACCCAGGCGGACAAUUACCAAUUGAGCAUUAGUACUUAGUAUUAUAAGUUAGUUAUUUGCUCAAUAUAGAACUUGUUAUGACAAUAUGAGAAUUAGACAUUCAUUGAUGAUGGUGUUCUUAAACUGUUAUUUGAAAUAUUUGCAAAAUAUUUUUAGCUCAUUUAGUCUUAUCUUCAAUGGUAUGUCCUUAUUUUCUUUUCUUUUUUGUUGAAGUUAGAAAACAAUGUUCACAAAACAUAAUUUUGCUGUUAAUAUUAACUCUUGUUGUAACAAAUAUAUUCUCCACUUUGAUUUGUUUAAAACUUCCAAAGUUGACAUCUGAACUCUUGCAUUAUGUCAAUUUCUAUGAAAUUCCUUUACCCUUAGAUCAUAAUGCCCUUUGCAUGCUGGGAAAUUUGUCUUCUGCUAAAACGUCGUCUGCUGAAUUUCUAAAAUUAGCAUUUUCUUCGAUUUUUUUCAAAGAAUACUAUCAGAAUAGCAAACAGUUAUGGAUCCUGAUGAGACGCCACGUUCUGUGGCGUCUCAUCUGGAUCCAAACUGUUUGCAAAGGCCUUCAAAAUUCGGUUCCCGCACUGAAAGGGUUAAUUGUCAUCAUCAAAUAUAUUAUUAGUUUCCUCAUAAGAAAUUGGUAGUAAAUGAUUGCUUUAAAACAAACAAACCAAUCAGUUGCAACGAUUGUGAAAGGUAUGAUUGUAUUGCACAUAAAUAGUACCUGUUUGAUUAAUUGUGAUAAUUUUGCUUUCAAUGUUUGUUGAAGUAUCAAGCAUGGCGAAUAUACAGAUUAACAGAAUAACAUCAUUCCAUACUGCUGACCAAAAUUUCCCCAAAAAUAUGCCAAACUUACAAGAAACUCAAUACUUGGUUUAUUGAGUUUAUUAUACAGCAAUUUAGUUCCAAUUUUAAUUAUAAUAAUUAAUUAUAAUAUAAAUUUUAAAAAGCAAUUAAACAUGCACUUAUAAACAAUUAGUAUACUGUUAUUUAUAAUCAUGUUAACAAUAUUCAAUUUUUCCGAAUAUCAUGGUCUAUCGCGCUUUUAUUUUCCCAAUAAAAAAAGGCACAGGAUGUAUAAUAUAAAGCAAAACAAAAUCACUGAACAUCAUAGAAUACUGCUAUACUUCUUACUAAGUUUGACAACCUUUUGAUUUUACAGUUCAUGUUUAUAUAGUUACUGCUCAUACUUAGACUCAGGUCUUGUAUUUUAAGACUUGUACAAGUCUCUGAUAAUGUUUAUAGAUUUUAAUUACCAACUUAAUGCUUGUGCUAGACAUGUGUGUUCACGCAUGUUUUCAAUCAGCUGGUGUUAAAUGAAAUUUGUCAUUGUGGUAAGCAAGUUGUACGAGUUGGAUUUGUGAUUGUAUGGUAGUUAUUUACUUAUCUCGUAUAUUUAUAAAAAAUCUGACUUUGUAUGUUCUUAGUAAAUCAUGUAUUGUUGAUUUGAUCAACAUAAUUUCACAGCACAAUUUUGUUGAAAUAAAUCUGUCUCCAGUUCAUAAAAAUGAUUUAAAGGAAUCUCGAAAAACUAUUGCAAAUUAAUUGUCUUUUUGCUGUCUUUUUGUGUAAUAAGUUGUCUUAUUUCUAAACAUAACGUGUCUGUUUUAGCAAAACCCUGUACUUUUUGUAGUUCUAUAUCUUUCCAAGACAUGGAUCACAGUUUGGCUUAGAUAUGCUGCUACUCCUAGCACUCUAGUGAUUGCCUGUAAACACAAGCCCAAUCACAAGGUAACCGUGCCCUUGACAUAAAUUCUGUGUUUGCCUUUACAUGAUAAAAUCUAAUAGUAUGUUAAGAUCUUGUUUGUUAGAGAUGUGACUUUGUAACACAUAUCUCUUUGUUCAUAAGAGUGUUAUAUCUACAAAAUGUUCUUGUCUUGCAUAAGAUAAAUGUUUUGAUGAUGGUUAUGGAACUUUGUCUUUUAACAAUAUUGAAAUAAAAAAUACAACAAAUUGA